GUAUGUCCGAGUCGAGCGAGUUAGAGUUACUCGACUCGAUCUCUCGGAUUUUUUGUGUCAUUACUCGGGCUCGGAACUCGGGAUCCAAAUACUUACUCGGAAACUUCAAACUCGACAGACUCGGUGUAAACCGAGUAUUUUUAUGGGGGAUUUUAUGGGGAUAUACUACUGAGGGAUAUUAUUGAUGGAGAUACUACUUUUUGGAUUUCUCAGAGCUCGAACUGGGAAUAAAUUGAGACUUGGGUCAGGUGUACAUGUAUUGUGUACGCUCUGAAAACCUUGGGGUCUUUAGGUGUACCCACUAGAAAUAUUUUCAGAUUUUUGUUAACUAAAUUAUUUUUAAUUAUAAAGAUAAUUUUUAAUGUUCAUCAAAAAGCAAUGUUUCCUUCAAUUAUCAGCUUUUUUUCUUUUAUCAUUUGAAAGGAUAAAUGGUCGCCCUUUGAAUGAAGGAGAUGAAGAUUUGGAAUAUGAUGAACAUAAAUUAACUGAACGAGUUUUUAAAUCUAUCGACACAAAUAAAGAUGGCGGAAUAACAUUUUUGGAAUUAAUGGAUUCUGUUGAAAAAGGCAAUAAAUGUUCUCUAAGUAGAGAUCACAGAAUAGAACAAGAAUUUAUUUCGAGAGAUCAAAAUGGAGAUGGGGUGAUUAAAAUUAAUGAAGCUCUAUCUGCUAAAAAUGGUACAUUUGAUGGAGAUGAUAAUACAUCCGCCAGAGAGUUAUUUAAUUCAAUUGACUUAAACAAUGAUGGAACUGUUACAAAAGAGGAAUUUGUGGCAUAUCAUGCCCAUCAAGUUCGAGAAGAGGAGGAAAAAACAUCCAAAACUUCCUUUGCGGAAGCAGAUACAAACAAAGAUGGAAAACUUCAAUUAGCUGAGGUUUUGGCCGUUGAUGAAAUGAAUAAAAAAGAUAAUUCAAAAUUCCAUCAAAUAGCAGCUGCUAUUACUUCUGCAGCUAUGCAAUUUGAUUGUCAAGAGAAAAUAAUUAAAAAAUAA
Meloidogyne enterolobii is the source of this 991-nucleotide messenger RNA. The record is from the annotation of a GenBank genome assembly. Lineage: Eukaryota; Metazoa; Nematoda; Chromadorea; Rhabditida; Meloidogynidae.